CUUUCUCUUGGCCUAUCCGGGACUUGCUGUUCUUUCGCGGUACCUUCUUCAAAGCAAAUGAGUUCCUUUAAAGUAUCCUUAUCGAGGCAACGCAAUCAAAAACGCCAAGCUAAAGAAUAGAGACGUGGAAGACGAGGAGAGGAAUUCUGGUUACGACGAGCAACUCAAAAACAAAAUGAGGUGUCCCGCAGACCUCACUAUUAAAGAGCUUCGCCCUCAGAAGCACAAUCCCCUUCACGUUAAACAGGAGGAGUCGGAGAUGCCGUCCAUCAAACAGGAGGAGGAGCCAGAUACCCCCAGCAUUAAUGAGGAAGAUGAAAUCCCCAAGUUUACAAUGACUGUCAGUGUGAAGAGUGAAGAAGACAAAGGUUUAAGCAACGAGAGCGGAGCAGCGAAAUCUUCGGGCGACAGCUCAUUUCAACUCCUGACAACAAAAGAAGAGGGUCGAUUGCAACCUGCCGACGUCACGGUGGAAGAACUUCACCUGGAGAAGCACGAUCCCCCCCACGUUAAACAGGAGGAGUCAGAUAAGGCGUACAUCAAACAGGAGGCAGAGCCAGAGACCCCCAGCAUUAAAGAAGAAAAACAGGAAGAGGAAAUCAUCACGUUUCCAAUGACUGUCGGUGUAAAAAGCGAAGAAGAUGAAGGUCUGAGCGGAGCAGCGAAACCUUCGAGCGACAGCUCAUUUCAACACCUGACAACGAAAGACAUCACAGUGGAAAAUCUUCACUCGGAGAAGCACGAUCGGCCCCAUGUUAACCAGGAAGAGUCGGAUAUGGUGUACAUCAAACAGGAGGCGGAGCCAGAGAACCCUAGCAUUAAAGAAGAAAAACAGGAAGAGGAAAUCCCCAAGUUUCCAAUGACUGUCAGUGUAAAAAUCAAAGAUGAAGGUCCAAGCGAAGAAAGCAGAGCAGUGAAACUAGCGAGCAGUAGCUUGUUUCAACACCUAACAACCAAAGGUGAGGGACACUCGCAACCGGAUGACCUCUUAGCACCACUCUCGGACACUGACGACGCAACGUCACUCUGUUCUGACUUUCACACCGAUGAGGAGGAUGUUGACUGGGGUCCUUCGAAAUCCCUAAAUAAGUCAUCACUGAAAAGGGACGCAGAAAAAUGCGCGGCUGGGAAACCCUCAAAGAAACACACAAGAACACACACCGGAGACGAGCCUAUUGCUUGCUCUGUUUGCGAUAAAAAAUUUGGUAUGAAGUAUCAGUUAACAAGACACGAGCGGACACACACUGGCGAGAAGCAUUUCGUCUGCUCACUUUGCGAGAAAAGAUUUUUCACGAAGCAUGACUUAACAAGACACAUGGUCACACACACAGGGGAAAAGCCAUUUGCCUGCACAGUUUGCGGUAAAAGAUACACCCAGAAGGCUUGUUUAAUUGCACACACGAGUACACACACUGGAGAGAAGCCUUUGGUCUGCUCUCUUUGCGAUAAGAAAUUUCGUUGGAAGGAAGUCGUAAUAAGACACAUGAGAACACACACUGGAGAGAAGCCUUUUGUCUGCUCUCUUUGCGAUAAAAGAUUUGUUGCGAAGCAAGCGUUAACAAAACACACGAGGACACACACCGGAGAGAAGCCUUUCGUCUGCUCCCUUUGCAAUAAAAAAUUUUGUACAAAGCAAGUGUUAACAAGACACACAAGAGCACACACUGGAGAGAAGCCUUUUGUCUGCACAUUUUGUGGUAAAAGAUUCGCAGAGAAGAGAGAUUUAAGGAAACACACAAGUACAUAUACCGGAGACGAGCCUCUCAUCUGCUCCCAUUGUGAUAAAAGAUUUUGUACAAAGCAUGAUUUAACAACGCACACGACGACGCACGGAGAGAAGCCUUUCAUCUGCUCUCUUUGCAAUAAAAAAUUUUGGACAAAUCAAGCGUUAACAAAACACACGAGAACACACAGUGGAGAGAAGCCUUUUGCUUGCUCUCUUUGCGAUAAAAGAUUUAGAAGGAGCUAUCAGAUGACAAGACACAAGAGGACACAUACUGGAGAGAAGCCUUUCGUCUGCUCUCUUUGCGAGAAAAAAUUUUGUUCGAAGCAAGCGUUAAAAAGUCACACUCGUACACAUUAGGUAAAAGGUUCACACGGAAGCGAAAAUUAAACGAUUACGCAAGAACACACACCAAGGAGAAACCUUUCAUUUGCACCGUGUGCUAGAAAACCCUUCUAUUAAAGGGAACUGCAGACAACUUGAAAUUCUUAAACGAUAACCUUUAGCAGUGUUGUUAAUAACGGCAUUAGAAUAUAACUGCGUUACUAACGGCGUUAUUUUUUUCAGAAAUGAGUAAUCUAAUUAAUUUUCUCAUCUUUGCAACGCCGGUACCGUUACUGAGGCGGGAAAGGCAUGCGUUACUAUGCGUUACUAAGUUGGUUGAAUAAAAAAAGUCUGAGAGAGACGGACUCACGAGACGAGAGAGCAGAGCAGGAGUGGGGAAGACGCCGUUGCAAACGCGAUGCUAGGUGGCUCCAAUAAUACCUGACUGUAGCCAUAGCCUACAAACUACGCCCAUGUGAUACAGUAGAGAUCACAUAUUAUAGAACUAGAUGCAAAUGACAGACACGGCUGCAUUGGUAACAUGUUUUAAGGACUACAUGCGUUAGUAAACAGCCGCCAUCUUAAAGCAGUUAUCAGGAAGGCUCUGUUGUAAAGAUCCUUCCUAGUAGAGCUGGGAAUCUUUGCGCACCUAACGAUUCAAUUAAGAUUACGAUUCAGAGGCUCCGAUUCGAUUAUAAAUCGAUUAUUGGUGCACCCCACCACACUUUUAAUGUUUUGUACACUAGUUCCAAAAUUGUUCAAAAAUCCUCUCAGGCUAAACCAAACUAUUUUAGUAUCAAAUUAACAGCUAAAAACAGUAAAUAAAAUACUCAAGUCCCCAUUCUGUAUCAAAAAAUUAAUUUAAUGUGGUGAAUCAACCGUUAAAGUUGUUAAAAUUGUUCCUGUUAUUCCAUAAUUUCCCAUCUGUCUACUUUCGACAUGUGAAAGUUUUAAAACUGUUUCGUCAUUUAAAGAUAGAUUCAAGUCAAGAUUUUGCCGAUUUAGGGAUAUUUUAGAUAAAAAGUAAUUAGGUUCGCUACAAAUGAGCCUUCUAAGUCUACUGCUUUAAGAUGGCAGCAAGUCUGUCAUUUCGAAUUUAGUUCUUUGUAUAUGUUCCAACACUGUCGUUACUGUCAUUUCACAUCUAGUUCUACAAUAUGUGAGAUCUACCAUAGCCAUAUGUUGCCGUAUGUUUGUAGCAACCAGCAACCGGUCGCUGUUUGUAGCGGCUGUCGGCCGCAGCCAGGUACAAUUGUUUUUUGUUUGUUUUUUAACUAGCGGCAUGAGUUGAACAAGAUAUUUACUCUCGGUCCGUUCCUCAUUGCGUCCUGAAGACCGCACUGACUGUGUUUUAUUUCUGCGUUACCUAGUAUAAUUCAGUAAUCGGAAUUUGGAUGUUUAUGAAUCGUUCUCGAAUCUUUCACGGCCGAAUCGCGAAUAAUCUAUAAAUCGGAAAUUUCGCAUGCCUCUACUUCCUAGCGAACCUAACUUUUUUUAUUUUUAUUUAUUUAUUUAUUUUUUUAUCUAAAAUGCUCCUAAGUCGACAAAAUCUUGACUUAAAUCUAUCUUUAAAUGAUGAAACAAUUUUAAAACUUACACAUGUUGAAAGUAGACAGAAGGGAACUAAUGCAAUAACGGGAGCAAUUUUAACAACUUUAACAGUUGAUCUAUCUACCGGUAGUUAUCACAGUACCCUUGUGUCUAGUUAAGUGGAGUGUAAAGAAUUGGGCUAGGGCCAAUUGUCCCCAAAACCCUUUAAACUUCACAUUGUGUGACAUGUUUUUUUUUUCUCAAAAAAAAAAAAAACAUGAAAAUUAUCAUUAGUUACUUUGCCAAGUAACUAAUUACUCUUACAUUCAGGUAACUGAGUUACUAACGCAAUUAUUUUUUGGGAGAAGUAAUUUGUAACUGUAAUUACUUUUUUAAAGUAAAAUUAACAACACUGACUGUUAGUAUGAGUUACUAAGUCUGAGCGACACUGCUCCACUUCCACAGUGUCACUCGUUAGAUCCAUAAACAUGUCAUCGGUUCUGCCCUUCCAAUUUGAACACGAGCGGAAAAGUGUUGAGCAGGACAGCACUGUCGAUAUUUCACAAAACGAGCAGCAAAAGCAAUUCAAUGAAUGUCUCCUGUGGGAUCCGAACCCUCAUUUCCCGUGUGAUGGACGAGCUCGUAGACCACAGGACUAUACUUCCGCGUGACGUUUGUCAUGAUGUUCCUUAUAAAGCAAUCGUAACCCACAUGCGUUGACUGUAUGCGCGGUAAAACCUGAAAGGGGAACUCAACUGAAAAGAAGGGCGGCUAGCUUUGAUCACGGAAUUCAAAAAGGUGGCUAACUUCAGACAGCAUGCAGACAACAAGAACAUAGGGAUUGCGUAAAACGGUUUAUUGAAUACAUAAACAAGUGAAGGCGAAAAGUGUGACGCAAAAUGGAUCCGUAACAGGAGUUAGGGAUUAAUUAAAAAUUAAAACAAAAACAAAGGGGCGAAACGGCAAUGAGAGGCAGAGAAACGAAAAAUAAAAAAACAAGGCAAUGAUGUAACUACCAACGAAUAUAUACAUUCGCCGGCCACUUUAUUAGGUACACCAUGCUAGUAACGGGUUGGACCCCCUUUUGCCUUCAGAUAUGCCUCAAUUCUUCGUGGCAUAGAUUCAACAAGGUGCUGGAAGCAUUCCUCAGAGAGUGUGGUCUAUAUUGACAUGAUGGCAUCACACAGUUGGUGCAGAUUUGUCGGCUGCACAUCCAUGAUGCGAAUCUCCCGUUCCACCACAUCCCAAAGAUGCUCUAUUGAAUAAAGAGCUGGUGACUUUGGAGGCCAUUUGAGUACAGUGAACUCAUUGUCAUGUUCAAGUAACCAGUCUGAGAUGAUUCCAGCUUUAUGACAUGGCAUAUCCUGCUGAAAGUAGCCAUCAGAAGUUGGGUACAUUGUGGUCUUAAAGGGAUGGACAUAGUCGGCAACAAUACUCAGGUAGGCUGUGGCGUUCCAACGAUGCUCAAUUGGUACCAAGCGGCCCAAAGAGUGCCAAGAAAAUAUUCCCCACACCAUUAUACCACCACCACCAGCCUGAACCCUUGAUACAAGGCAGGAUGGAUCCAUGGUUUCAUGUCGUUGACGCCAAAUUCUGACCCUACCAUCCGAAUGUCGCAGCAGAAAUCGAAACUCAUCAGACCAGGCAACGUUUUUCCAAUCUUCUAUUGUCCAAUUUCGAUGAGCGUGCGCAAAUUGUAGCCGCAGUUUCCUCUUCUUAGCUGAAAGGAGUGGCACCCGGCGUGGUCCUCUGCUGCUGUAGCCCAUCUGCCUCAAAGUUCGACGUACUGUGCGUUCAGAGAUGCUCUUCUGCCUACCUUGGUUGUAACUGGUGGUUAUUUGAGUCACUGUUGCCUUUCUAUCAGCUCGAACCAGUCUGGCCAUUCUCCUCUGGCAUCUACAAGGCAGAACUGCCGCUCACUAGAUAUUUUUUCUUUUUCGGACCAUUCUCUGUAAACACUAGAGAUGGUUGUGCGUGAAAAUCCCAGUAGAUCAGCAGUUUCUAAAAUACUCAGACCAGCCCUUCUGGCACCAACAACCAUGCCACGUUCAAAGUCACUCAAAUCACCUUUCUUCCACAUACUGAUGCACGGUUUGAACUGCAGGAGAUUGUCUUAAACCAUGUCUACAUGCCUAAAUUCACUGAGUUGCCGCCAUGUGAUUGGCUGAUUAGAAAUUAAGUGUUAACGAGCAGUUGGACAGGUGUACCUUAUAAAGUGGCCGGUGAGUGUAUAAAAACUGUCAAAUGGCAGCUAGUCUAUAUCUCGGCAAGCCGCCUAGGAUUGGUAUAAAGACACUGCUGAUGAGCUGGAAUUGUAUGCAGGUAAGACGUUUAGAACCCAUCCUACUGCUCUGUAACAGUACAAUCUGACCAGCAGUAGAACAUGAUAAAAUCAUGCCAGUCGUCAUACUAGCGUCGCUUGCCAAUAGCACAGCUAUUCUCUCAGUCCAGUCCAAUCGCGUCAUCGCCCCUAGCGGGCAUUGCGCGUGUAAAACAUUGCGCCCUCCAAAGAUCAAAACAUGUUAGAGGUGUGCAAAAUUUCCGAUUCUUAGAUUAUUCGCGACUCGGCCGUGGAAGAUUCGAGAACGAUUCACAAACAUCCAAAUUCCGAUUAUUAAAAUAUGCGAAGUAAAGCGGUCUUGGGGACGGAACGGAACGAGAGUAGCUAAACAUCAUGCUUCCCAUUACCCGGCCCCUCGGGUAAUGCCAAUGCUCAACUCACGGCUCUAGCUCAACUCAUGCAACGAGAUAUAAAAACAACAACAACAUACCUGACUGCUGCCGAAAAGCUGCUUCAAAGUACAGUGGUACCUCUACAUACGAUCGCUUCGACACACGAACCUUUCGACAUCCGACGUAAAAUUUGACUCGCCAUUUGUUUCUACAUCCGACGACAUGCUCGAAAUACGACGACAAUGGCAGCACCGCAGACGAAUGCACGGCGAAUUUUCUUGUGUGACAAAUCAACACUGGUUUCAGAAAAGGUUGGUAAAGGUGGUGAAACAAGGAAAAAGUUGACGCUUACCUUCUAAAUGAAGAUGCAAAUGACAGAAAAAUAUGAGCGUAGGGUGGGCAUCCGUGAAAUGGCUCAACAAUACAUCUCCACGGUCCUCCUCCGACCAUCGUUCGCCAGUCUUUAUAAGUUAAGCUGACAAUUCUUAUUGUGGUAAUAUCUCCAGAGAAAUCGCCAACUUCGCCACGUUUUUAUCAUUUAUUUCACAACUUAUUCAAAACAAAAACACCUUCUGUCUGCCGCAAUUGACGGUGUUCUCAAGAAAACAUUCAAAGUGAAAGUGAAACUCAAGCUCACCGGUCUGUCUCUGGCACGUCAGCCCCGCGGUGCGUUCAGGGUCAGCAAAAAACGUCCGCCACAUUAGAACCCGAUUCGUUACAUUAAUACAGGAAUUAUUAUUAUUAUUAUUAUUCCGAUUUUGAUUUAUAAUUUAUUUGUUUUGCUAUGUGUAAUUGCCAUUUGUAAUAGUACCAGCAGUAUUUUUUAAGGAUUUAGUGAAGGUUUUUGGGCUGUGGAACGAAUUAAUGGAAUUAUAAUGUAUUCCUAUGGGAAAAUCCUGCUCGACAUACGACCAUUUCGACUUACAAACAAGGUCCUGGAACGGAUUAACUUCGUAUGUAGAGGUACCACUGUACAUCCAUAUAAUGUUACGGUGGAUAUCAUUUAUAUAGGACUAGAUGCAAUAUAGAUUUGGUAGUGUUAGCAGCACAUCUACAAAAAGCUAGAUACGGGCGUUAUAAACGGCCGCCAUCUUAAAGCAGUACACUUCCCUGCAAGGCUGUUGUAGCGAACCUUCCAAGCAAACCUAAAUAACUUUUUAUCUAAAAUACUCCUAAAUCUUUAAAAUAGUUUUAAAACUUUCACAUGUCGAAAGUAGACAAAAGGGAAAUUAUGGAAUAACGGGAGCAAUCUUAACAAAUUUAACAGUUGAUUCACAACAUUAAAUUAAUUGAAUGUAGUUUAAAGCUGCUGAUACAGAAUGGGGACUGGAGUUUUUUAUUUAAUGUUAUUUUUGUAUAUUUGUUUACUGCAAUAUGUUAACUUGAUACUGAAAUAGUAGUGUGGUUUAGCCUGAGAGUAUUU
Molecule: messenger RNA, 7673 nt
Organism: Corythoichthys intestinalis (scribbled pipefish)
Lineage: Eukaryota; Metazoa; Chordata; Actinopteri; Syngnathiformes; Syngnathidae
Product: gastrula zinc finger protein XlCGF57.1-like
Exons: 5
Coding region: 176-2083 (635 amino acids)
Biological process (GO): regulation of transcription by RNA polymerase II
Cellular component (GO): nucleus; chromatin; PcG protein complex
Molecular function (GO): RNA polymerase II cis-regulatory region sequence-specific DNA binding; DNA-binding transcription factor activity, RNA polymerase II-specific
Source: RefSeq, a predicted model, not a curated record